AUGGUAUCAACUAAACAGUUGAUUUGGUGUAUGGUUAAAUGGGAGUUACGGAAACCAAAUCGGGUAUCAAGCAAAAUAAUAAAGGCAUGGGUCUUGGUUACAAAAAGUGGAUUUGUUCCAACGAAAUGGAGUAAGCUAUGCAGUAAUCAUUUUUUACAUACUGACUAUCAAAAACCAACAGGAGGUAGUUAUUAUUUAAAACUUAAAAAUAAUGCUGUUCCACUACUUCCAUCAUCGUCUCAGCCACCAGUAAAAAUUCAUAAAUUCGCAAAAGAAACUGCUUCAGAUUCUUCACUCACUGAUGAAAAUCCAGAUAAUAAGUUAACUGAAGAAAUUCAUCCAAUAUUGAUCACUCCAACAAAAGCUAAACCUAUUCAUGUUACACCUACAAAAAAAAGAAAGUCAACUGAAAUAAUAACUCCAGUUAGGAAAAUGAAAGGCAAAAUCAAAGUAUUACAACAAAAGAUCCGUAGGCAGCAAUUCAAAAUUAAAAAUAUGAUGGAAUUAUUCAAAAAAUUAAGAUCCAAAGGACUUCUUGACUCUGAAGUCAAAAUUAUGAUGGUAAAUAAAUUUGAUGGUAUAUUCUAA
This is a messenger RNA of Sipha flava (yellow sugarcane aphid), 588 nucleotides long. Its product is annotated as THAP domain-containing protein 1-like. The coding region runs from base 1 to 588 and encodes 195 amino acids. The record is from RefSeq and is a predicted model, not a curated record. NCBI's taxonomy places the organism in Eukaryota, Metazoa, Arthropoda, Insecta, Hemiptera, Aphididae. The transcript is spliced from 2 exons.